UGGUAAAACCAGAAGAAGGAGCUGAGGAAGACACGCACUCCUCAUAGAUAGAGGGCUUGCCAUGCCCGCGAAAAUGACAGUUUUGAGUUGUGGUUCUGGCUUGUGUUUGGCGCCGGCUACAGCUACAGAUUCAGCUUCCAAUUCGAAUACGAAUGCGGGACGCAAUCACAGCAAACGUCAUUAGCACUCGCGACAUCGCCUUCGAUUGACAGGAGGUCGUUCCUAGAACAGAUCCUGCCAGGGGGAAGCAGCAGGAGCAGGAGCUGGAGCAACAGCAGCACCACCACUGAAACGUUUGGCCAAAGAGAACAACUUCACAUUUGCAUAACUUUGCUGCAGCUUCAACAGAUUCAGAUUCGCCAGAUGUCAGUGGCUGCGGCAGGGGCAGCGACAGCGUCGGCGUCAGCGGGUGGCACACCCAGCACUAUGGAUGUGGUGCAGGCAGCUGGAAAUCAAAGUCCAAUUGGCACAAACACGCGGUAAAUAGAAAUCGCAAUCGAGGCUUUGCAAUUGAAAAUAGAAAAUUCGCAUUCAAAUGCAAAUAGAAAUAGAAAUAGAAAUUGCCACGAGACCCCAAACAACAAACAGGCAAAAAAACAACAAAAUACCCAUAAACAAACACACUAAAACAAAAGAGCAAGGGAGACAGAAAGUGGGAGAAAUAGUAAGAGAAAAUUGGAAGCAGCAGCUGCUGCAGCUGUGGGAACCACAACGACAAAAACAAGAACGACAACAGCAACAAUAACAAAAACAAUAUGGAGAAGCAACUGCUAUCGCCGACGCUGUUUGUCAUUUUGAUAAUGGCCACAAAAUGCGGCAAUGCCCUCGCACAGAAUCAGCAUCACGAAAGCAAUUCCCAAUUGGAUCCCGAUCCCGAGUUCAUUGGCUUCAUCAAUAAUGUAACAUAUCCGUCGGGACGCGAGGCCAUACUCGCCUGUUCCGUGCGCAAUUUGGGCAAGAAUAAGGUCGGCUGGCUUAGAGCCUCCGAUCAAACUGUUUUGGCGCUGCAAGGACGAGUGGUUACACACAAUGCGCGGAUCAGUGUCAUGCACCAAGAUAUGCACACAUGGAAGCUAAAGAUCAGUAAGCUGCGUGAGAGCGAUCGUGGCUGCUACAUGUGUCAGAUCAACACGAGUCCCAUGAAAAAGCAAGUUGGCUGCAUCGAUGUGCAAGUCCCACCCGACAUCAUCAACGAGGACUCCUCUGCGGAUAUGGCCGUGCAGGAGGGCGAGGAUGCGACGCUCACCUGCAAGGCCACGGGCAAUCCGCUGCCGCGCGUCAUCUGGCGACGCGAGGAUGGCGAAAUGAUACUCAUACGCAAGCCAGGCAGUCGUGAGCUGAUGAAAGUGGAGUCGUACAAUGGCUCAUCGUUGCGAUUGCUGCGCCUGGAGCGGCGCCAGAUGGGCGCUUAUCUGUGCAUUGCCUCCAAUGAUGUGCCACCGGCAGUCAGCAAACGCGUUUCACUCAGUGUGCAGUUUGCGCCCAUGGUGCGUGCCCCCAGCCAACUGCUUGGCACGCCGCUGGGCUCCGAUGUGCAGCUGGAAUGCCAGGUGGAAGCCUCGCCCUCGCCCGUCUCCUACUGGCUGAAGGGGGCGCGUACCUCGAACGGGUUCGCCAGCGUCUCCACAGCGAGUCUGGAGUCUGGUUCGCCGGGGCCCGAAAUGCUGCUCGAUGGGCCCAAGUAUGGGAUAACGGAGCGUCGCGAUGGCUAUCGCGGGGUCAUGCUGCUGGUGGUGCGUUCCUUUUCGCCCUCCGAUGUGGGCACCUAUCACUGCGUCAGCACAAACUCGCUGGGCCGUGCCGAGGGUACGCUGCGGUUAUACGAAAUCAAGCUACAUCCCGGUGCGGCAGCCAGCAACGAUGAUCAUCUCAAUUACAUCGGAGGUCUCGAGGAUGCGGCACGGAAUGUGGCCACCAGGCGGCACACAACGUGGCAGCUGCUGUCUAUGCUGUUGUUGCUGCUGAUGUUGCGACUGCGACAGAGGCCUGGGGGAGCGUGAUAUCAAAACUAGAAGAAGGAGCCGGCAAUCAAGUAUUCCUACACGAUUCCCUCGGACAUCGACAUCGACUACAACAUCGACAUCGACAUCUAUCGCCUGCAUUCUUGUUGUUUGCGUUUCUCCCAUUUGCGUUUUGUGUUUCUGCGUUCUGCGUUCUGCGUUUCUUGUCUCCUUAGUGCAUAUCCCCCCCAACUCGCCGCAUACUCGUACAUAUACUGCCAAAGGGGCGCCCGUCCUGCGCCAGAUAUCAUUUGCAUACGUAUCAGGAAUCGCGUUGUUCCCACCAUUACCACCAAACACACACAGAGACCCCUGAACCCUCCCUGGAUCUGGCCAUCUCCAUUUCACGGAUAUAUCAAAAGUGGACAAUUGGAUAGGCCCAGUCCCAGUACCAGUCCCAGUCCCCCUUCCUGCCCCAUUCCCUGUCCCACUCCACACCCCAAAAC
Messenger RNA from Drosophila subobscura, 2446 nucleotides. It is a transcript of the gene DIP-gamma, whose product is annotated as lachesin. The record is from RefSeq and is a predicted model, not a curated record. The coding region runs from base 756 to 2000 and encodes 414 amino acids. The transcript is spliced from 11 exons. Lineage: Eukaryota; Metazoa; Arthropoda; Insecta; Diptera; Drosophilidae. Gene Ontology annotation, cellular component: neuron projection.